This is a messenger RNA of Thecamonas trahens ATCC 50062, 615 nucleotides long. RefSeq lists its product as uncharacterized. The record is from RefSeq and is a predicted model, not a curated record. The coding region runs from base 1 to 615 and encodes 204 amino acids. Gene Ontology annotation, cellular component: plasma membrane; endoplasmic reticulum; Golgi apparatus. Lineage: Eukaryota; Apusomonadida; Apusomonadidae. The transcript is spliced from 2 exons.
AUGAAGGCACCUGUCUACGUCUACUACGAGCUCACAAACUACUAUCAGAACCACCGCCGCUACGUCAAGUCGCGCAACGACGCCCAGCUCCGUGGCGAGCCGCCAACGUCGUUCUCCAAGCUUGAGGACUGCACGCCGCGGAUCUCGGCAUCGGGCGACGAGAGCGACCCGUCGAACUUCUUCCUCCCUGACGGCGUUGCCUGGGAGUCGGAUCUCAAGACCAAGUUCAAGCAGCCGCCGGCAUCCGCCCCUGGCAAGCGCCUCUACAACCCGGACGGCUCUGAGCUCCAGUUCACCGAUCCGGACUUUGUCGUCUGGAUGCGCACCGCAGGCCUGCCGCACUUUCGCAAGCUCCAUCGCGUCAUCAACUCGGACCUCAACCCGGGCACGUACACCAUGGCCAUCAACUCGCGCUUCCCUGUCAAGCAGUUUGACGGCACAAAGUCCGUCGUCCUCUCCACCACCUCGUGGAUGGGCGGCAAGAACUCGUUCCUCGGUCUUGCCUACAUCAUCGUCGGUUCGCUCUGCAUCCUCCUCGGCGUUGUCUUCCUCGUCGCCAACAUUGUCAAGCCGCGCAACCUCGGCGACCAGCGCUACCUCGUGUGGCAGCAGUAA